Molecule: messenger RNA, 2213 nt
Organism: Spodoptera litura
Lineage: Eukaryota; Metazoa; Arthropoda; Insecta; Lepidoptera; Noctuidae
Source: RefSeq, a predicted model, not a curated record
UAAAAUAAACAUAAAAAUAAUGAACCCUCCACAUUUUGUGGGCCGUUAACAAAUCAUAUUAGCGUCUAAACAUAGUAGUUUAUGGGCCCUACCGGCGUGUAACGUAAGCUUUUGAUAUCAAAGUCGGUGAGAGGAACAGUCGUUAAUUUAUCACAUUACCGCCUUUAUCGCCGUGUUGGGACUAAUUAGAGCGCGUUCUCGUUUACAAGUACGACACGGUUGAGACUCGUACGUUGCACUUGAUUAAAUGUAAUAGAGAACAGAGAUAUUUGGCAGUUUACAUCGGCACGCGUAAUUGAACAUUUUACGAGUCUGUAAACGUUGUGUAAAGUGAUGCCAAAAUGGGACCGAAUCACAAAGCAGACGAAGCCGCAGGAGAAACGUUUGCAACAAGAGAAUAAAUAUGUGCAGGCCUUGAUAGAGCAGUCGCAGGCAUGGCUGAAAAAUUGGCCUGACACCGUAGAAGGUUGUGUAGCAAAAGCAGAGCAGAAAAAGAAAAAACAACGUUCUAAAGAAAUCGCCUUAGUCAAAGAGUUUUCAAAUAGAAAGAUCGUGAAAAAUAACGAGGAAGUCAUACAACAGGCGAGACAACAGAUCUUUGAAGAAAGCUGUUACGGAAGAAAACUUAUAAGCGCGCUUCACGAAUCCAAGGAUCAAGAAGAGAGAGAGGCACAAAUAAAUUUUAAAAAAGAAAUAAAAGAAAAGGAAACGGAACAAGAACAGAAGAUAACUAAAGCUGUGAAGUUCUGUACCUUCGAUUUGGACAAGGACGAGGAGACUAUGAAGGAACAACAGAAAUGUAUUGACGUUGAAACAUCCAAAGCGAAUAAAGAAAUGUUUGAAAAACAAAAAGAGGAAGAAACUAAGGCGAAAGAGAAACAAAAGCAAGAAGAUCUUGGUAACGCAAAAUUAAUGAAGCGUCUUCUGGAACUUGAAAAAGAAGCCGAGACCAAAAUGAAACUUCUAGAAAAACAAGCUCUAGACCAAUGUGCAGCUGAAUACAAAAAGACAAAAGACGAGCUAGCUAAAUGGGAAGCUGAGUAUCUUGCUAAGAUAGAAGUUUGUCGGAAGGAACAGGAACAACUAAAAUUUCAAAUCAAACAAGUCCAUGAUCGGAUCUUCAAAGAGUACCAAGAUACAUCAAAAAUGAAAAAUAACUUCAAUGCCACAAAACAGUUUCAAUUAGAGAAAAAGAAAAUUUUCGAUGACUUUAUCGAAAAACAUAUCAAGAAAGGAGAAGAUAGAGCGGAUAAAAGAGAACGCAAAAAUAUAGAGAAGAUAAAACAACAUCGCAAAAACAACAAGACUGUAGCUGAGAUUAACAAAUCAAUGGCUGAAGCUGUGAAUCAUCGACAAGACAUCAACAAGUGCUACUGUGACCGACAAUGUUACAUAACGAAGUCCGAAAAACCACGCAUUAUGAAGAAAGCGGCGCGAGAUACUAUUGAGCCGGAGGUUAGAGCAGCCAAACCGCUCCCAUACUUCGGGCCACAGAGAAAGCUGUUGGUGGACUUGAGACGUCGUGAGAAGGAACCUAGUCCAUGGUCCGGCACAAACAGCUUGCAUGUGCUGUUCUUCAAAAACGCUGAAAAAACAUUAAGCGACUGCAAGAACAAAAUACCCGCGAGAAAAGUUAUUGAUGAAUACAAAAAAUACAACGGAUUGAAUAGGACAACCCCGAAUUAUAAUUAAAACAAUAGUUAGUAGGUCCCUAAAUGUGAAAUUUUAGUGUUAAAUUAAAAUAAAAAACUGUUUCGACAAUCAUUAUACUACAUUUUAUUUUAUACUACAAACAUUACUAUUUACAAAUAUCGGUCCUUACAUUCAAGUUACGAACGGUCACUUUUCUUCAUUCCUUCGCUACUGAGUACCAUGAAUAAUUUAAUAUAUUGAAAAUUUUAUAAUUGUUGCAACACUGUUAUGCUUAUCUAUUAAAUAACAAAAUAAAUAGCUACAAAUCACAAUGUACAUGCGCAGUCGAAGUUUCUAGUCAUAUAAAUGUAUCGAGUGAGGUACGGAGGUAACACGGUCCUCGACCACGCAAAGUGCAUUUCUGUAGUAUUUUCCUCGUAAAAAUGAUUGCAGAAAGGCAAAAUAUAAAUUUUAUAAUUACCCUAAAAUACAACUUGACACGUUUGAGUUUUCUGCUCUCACUCCUAAAAACGUAAUUUUGUAACGUUACUAGUACCAAAAGUCGGUGUAAGCGUACAAAA